GUUGUUAUCGAGUAUUGAAAUAGCAGCCGGUUCCGCACGGUGCGGGUUGGAAUGUAUGAUGUAUCGUGUCGUAAGUCGUAACAUAAAUGAAUCAUGAUGCAUGGAAGACCACCUCUAGAACUAUAAAUAGCGAGCCAAACAUUGGAAAAAAUAUGUGAAAGGUUAAGUGCGAUCGAGUUAGAUAGAGAUCAUGGAAAAAGUUGGGGUAAGGCUGGUGGUAUUGCUGUGUUUCAUUGUGACGGCGGCGAUGGCCCAAAACUGCGGGCGACAAGCUGGUGGGCAGACAUGUGGCAACAACCUAUGCUGCAGCCAAUACGGUUGGUGUGGGAACAGCGAAGAUCAUUGUUCUCCCUCUAAGAACUGCCAAAGCACAUGCUGGGGCAGUGGCGGUGGCGGAGGAGGCGGUGAAAGUGCGUCUAAUGUUCGCGCCACGUAUCAUAACUAUUUACCAGAGCAACACGGGUGGGACUUGAACGCCGUGAGUGCUUAUUGCUCAACUUGGGACGCUGCCAAACCUUACUCUUGGCGCAGCAAAUAUGGCUGGACUGCUUUCUGUGGCCCCGUUGGACCUCGCGGCCGUGAUGCUUGUGGAAAAUGCCUCCGGGUGACGAAUACAGGGACGGGAGCGAACAUAAUUGUGAGAAUUGUUGAUCAGUGCAGCAACGGAGGGUUAGAUUUGGACGUGGGAGUGUUCAAUCGGAUAGACACAGAUGGAAGAGGAUAUCAACAGGGGCAUCUCAUUGUUAACUAUCAGUUUGUCAACUGUGGGGAUUAAUUAGUUGCAACAAUAUGCAACUUACUAAACCUAAUUUACUCCACAUAUCCUCGAUGCUAGCUCCUUAAUUAAUAAACAUCGAUCGUGGUCUUUACCUAAGUAAUCAUCAAUAAGUGGGGUUCGGGAUUUUGUAUAUCUUAUCCUUAUUAAUGACAUUAAAAUCCAACUACUUUGUUUAUUUCUUA
This is a messenger RNA of Glycine soja, 960 nucleotides long. Its product is annotated as pathogenesis-related protein PR-4-like. The transcript is spliced from 2 exons. The record is from RefSeq and is a predicted model, not a curated record. The coding region runs from base 191 to 775 and encodes 194 amino acids. NCBI's taxonomy places the organism in Eukaryota, Viridiplantae, Streptophyta, Magnoliopsida, Fabales, Fabaceae. Gene Ontology annotation, biological process: defense response to fungus; defense response to bacterium. Gene Ontology annotation, molecular function: RNA nuclease activity; chitin binding.